AUGACCAAUAGCAGGGACCCCGGCAAAGAUCGAUCCUCUUCUGACUUGCUAGAGGAACGGACGGAACGACGCGGUGACUGCUUUAUUUUCGCAAGGUCUCGCACCACGGCACAGCGACAAAUAGGAUCCGGGAAUGUACGAACCGUCGCCAGAUUACGGAUUUGCCGACGCACAUCCAGUUUAUUAUUACCAGGAGGAGGAGCAUAUUUGCAAAAACCGCCUCAUUCCUAUGUACCCCUAACCCCGCCAAAGCCAAAUCUACUCCCCGCCUUCGAUCAAGACCGUGGCGUAAAUGUAGACAACUACAGAUCAGCUGCCACCGACCACAUCAAGCAGAUCGGCGUUCCGGUAUUACCGAUGGGCCAACCCGCAACCGCUGGAGUGGAUAGUUAUGGCAUCGUGCCCCCAUCCCAAAACAAGGCCUACCUACAGCAUUUGAAAAACCAUCGGAAUUUCGACACAAUGAAGAAUUUGCAGAGUGUGAAUGACUGCCAGAUUUGUCAAAUGUUUUUGGCGGCCGAGGGACAUCAGCUCUACCAACCGCCUCCUCCUAAACCAAGAAUGAAUGCUUUGGCAGUCCAGAUCCCGAGCGAGCCGGAUUUUGACUACUUACCCCCUUCGAUUCCUGCACAAAAUCACUUUGCGGCUCCGGUACAAAACGGCUAUUCCGGUCCGGCACAAAACGGAUAUGCUAAUCAUGCACCUUAUCCGGAGGCACAAUCGAAUAUGAUGCCCUCGCCGCAUCAGCCACAACCGGCCGGAAUUUUUGAUGGACUAGUGGAUGCGAGACAUCGUUCACGCGUGCAUGUUAAGGACAUCUUCACAGCACCUUCCAACCCUCAUCAACUUCACCCAUCCAACGGGCACUCGGAUCCGGCUCCGAACGGAUACUCGCCACGACUUGUACACCAAAAGUUAAUGAUCCCGGCACCGGAUUAUGACCGGACGCUGGGAGCAGCAGCUGCAGCUCAGGUUCUGGCACGGCAACCUCAGAUACAGGAGAUUAGUGGCAAGAAGCUGUCGGGGAGCAGUGAUUCUUCAAGUCGCAGUCAACCGAAAGCGGAAAUUGCCACUGGCCCGCCAUCAAUCAAGGAGGAAGCAAAGGUCGAGAAGUACCCAGAAGCCCGCGUAACAAAGGACUACAAAACACGAGGCGAGGGCGACAUCACGGUCAAGAAGAAUGAUGUCCUUGAAGUCCUCGAGUCAAACAGCCGCUGGUCAAGAUGCCGAACCCUCGAAGGCAUGGUCGGCUUCGUCCCCAACAAAUAUAUCAAUCUCCACCAA
Mesorhabditis spiculigera is the source of this 1284-nucleotide messenger RNA. The record is from the annotation of a GenBank genome assembly. Lineage: Eukaryota; Metazoa; Nematoda; Chromadorea; Rhabditida; Rhabditidae.